This is a messenger RNA of Penaeus vannamei (Pacific white shrimp), 2237 nucleotides long. RefSeq names its product AP-4 complex accessory subunit Tepsin. Gene Ontology annotation, cellular component: trans-Golgi network membrane. NCBI's taxonomy places the organism in Eukaryota, Metazoa, Arthropoda, Malacostraca, Decapoda, Penaeidae. The record is from RefSeq and is a predicted model, not a curated record.
UUAACCGCGUGAUGCAGCACGUAAACAACUUGGUCAUCAAAAUUCUAAAAUUCUUAUAAUUUCUUGAAGUUAAAAGUCCAAAGCUGCGUCAGAAGAAGGCGAAAAGCCUACGCUUACUGGAAAACGAGAGAUGAGACAUGGAUCUCCUUAAAGAAGCCAAGAAUGUCGUUGACUUCGCAACCUAUUACCCGAUGCUGAAUAAGGCAACCAUUGACAACGAUACCCCAACACCAGGAUACCUCUUUGAAGAUAUCAUCAAGCUAAGCCAUCAGUCUCAAGGUCACAGGCACCACUUGGUAGAUUUCCUGAUAGCUCGUCUCCAGAUAUCGUCAUGGCCUGGGAAGCAGAAGGUGGUAAGAAUACUGCACCAGAUAUGUUCGCGAGGCCACCGAGGUGUGCGGGUGUAUCUCAGAAGCAAGGAUGGAGACCUCAGAAAAGCAGCAGCCUCUGGGGGCCCCCCUGACCCAGUCCUGGCCAACACACCGCAGCUCUUUCUUAGCUCUGCUAUACAAGAACUUCUUACUCUUUUGUUUGACCCCAAAAUCAUGAAAGAAGAUGAACUGUGGCUAGCAGGGAAGGAGAAUAUAAAUGAGUAUGUUGCUGGGGGAGAAAAGCCUUCUGUACCUCAAGGUUAUGGUGCGUCUGCUGUCUCAGGCAAAUAUGAAGGUUUUGGAAGUUCUCCCGUUAAACAGGGUGACAGUUUGGUUACACAGGUGCGUGGCAUGGUCGAGCGUGUGAUAACACAUACUGGCGACUCUAAAGGAGUCAGUGCUGAUUUUCUACAAGGAGAAAAGGGAGACUAUCAACCCAUUUUCCUCCCUUCCCUCGGAGCAUCUGUCCCCUCACCACAACAGUCUUUACAUCAGUCCCACCUCCCAGGACUAACAUCUGGGCAGUUACGUAAAUUUAAGGAUUGUGCAGCCCACAGGUCUGGACGAGCAGGUGGUGGUUGGGAUAGUGAUGAGGAAGGCCAAGAUACUCCGCCGUCUCCCCUCAGCUCCAAUGUAGACUUUUCUUUGCCGCUUCCUGAACAUCAUUCUACAGAGGAAGUAUCAGCAGGAGCAGCAGAAGAAGACUACAUAACAAAGAUUCUGUAUUCAGCAUCAUGGCCUGCGGAUCCUGAUCAGCUUAUUAUAUCCUGUCGAGAAAGUGCUUCCUUUGACUUGAAUGUGUUUUUUGAGAAGGUAACUGCCAAGUUCGCAGAAUUAUGUGAUGUAAGGACAAGGAGUUCAGAUUCAGCAGAGGACAAGGCAAGAGUUGAAGAUACACCAACUCAAAGUAGAGAUUUAGCAUCAUGUAAACCUGAUAAUGUAACUGUUCAGUUGUUGAUGCUACUUCUACUUAUUGAAUUUGGGAUACAUUAUGAUAUCUAUGCACCAAAUAUAGCAAAUACCCAUUUACGAAAAACCUUUCAAACAAUUUCUACAAGUAAGAAUAUAGACUCGAGAGCUCAAACCAAAGCCAAGAAACUUCUCCUGAUUCUUGAAAAACUUCAGUGAUUAGAAAAAGUAAAUAUGAUUUUUUGUAUAUUGUGUGCACAUUUAUAUUUUUCCUUUUAUUUCAUAGCUAGGUCAGAGUUCUCAUGUCACUGAGUGGAUUACAUAAAACAGCCUUCGGAGAAGGAAUUCAAGGAAGAGCCAUUGCAGUGAUUAGCACCUUUUGGCUUGAUGAUGAAGAUUAGGUGAAGCAUAGCCAACAUAUUUUGAAGAAAAUAUAGUAUAUUGUGUUUAAAUCUGUUCUUCUCUGAGUAGGAUAUGUUUUCACUGCUGGUGUUAAUCACAUGACAAAGUCCCAGUUAAGAUAUGGUAAUUAUUUGUGAUAGAGAGUGAUAACACAGAAUUAUAUGAUUAAAGUUCCUGGAGUUGGAAGGGAUAACUGAUCACUGGUAUUAAGAGAAUUUUUAGGCUCUUUUCCUUUGUAUUUCACUAUAGUUCUUUAAAUUCAACAUGUAACAACUCUUCAUCUCUCUCUCUUUUACUGACCCUGCCUUUCUCCAUUUGCUCCUUCUGUUUACCCUUUUCACUUCCAUAUUACCCUGCAGCUCUCUACAAUUUCUGACUUCUAACAUCUUGUCCUAAUCAUUAUUUCAUAUCCCCUUUUCACUACAAUACAAAGUGCUAUAUGGCCAUUGAAGACUAGCAUAUUUAUUUGUUUUUCCCAUUACCCAUUGAAAAUGUAUAUUACUUUUCACAUAAUGGUUGUCAUAAUGGCAUCUCCAAAAAGCAAAUAUGAUAUAA